AUGUUUGAUCUCGGCCUGUAUACCCGAGACUGGAACUCAGCUCGAGGCGCCCGCGCAGCCCUGUUCCGAGGCAGCUCCCCGGUGGCGAUGACCGACAUCGGCGUCAAUUUCACCUGCACGCCGAAGGAUGGCCCAGACACCCUCAUCGUCACUCACCCGGACGUGAAGGACCAGACCGGACAGCAGCUCGACGAAUUCCCCGCACUCCUACGACGCUUCACAGGAGCAGCCGUCACAGAUGCGGCUAAGCAGCUCGUCGACGAGCAAGUCGCCGCCUACAACGAGGCCGCCAAGGAAUUUACUACUGGGCCAGAACGCGACUUCGCCAAGCACUUCUCCAGUAGCUUCCUCGAAUAA
Metarhizium robertsii ARSEF 23 is the source of this 357-nucleotide messenger RNA. RefSeq lists its product as uncharacterized. The record is from RefSeq and is a predicted model, not a curated record. The transcript has a single exon. The coding region runs from base 1 to 357 and encodes 118 amino acids. NCBI's taxonomy places the organism in Eukaryota, Fungi, Ascomycota, Sordariomycetes, Hypocreales, Clavicipitaceae.